This is a messenger RNA of Rhea pennata, 2790 nucleotides long. RefSeq names its product saccharopine dehydrogenase (putative) (gene SCCPDH). The record is from RefSeq and is a predicted model, not a curated record. Gene Ontology annotation, cellular component: lipid droplet; plasma membrane; mitochondrion. The coding region runs from base 23 to 1327 and encodes 434 amino acids. NCBI's taxonomy places the organism in Eukaryota, Metazoa, Chordata, Aves, Rheiformes, Rheidae. Gene Ontology annotation, biological process: glycolipid biosynthetic process. The transcript has 12 exons.
GGUUCGCGUGCUGCGCGUGGCCAUGGCGGGCGGCGGCGGCGGCGGGGCCGAGCGGCCCUACGACCUGGUGGUCUUCGGGGCCUCGGGCUUCACCGGCCAGUUCGUGGUGGAGGAGGUGGCGCGGGCGGCGGCCGGGGGCGAGCUGAGCGGCCCCCUGCGCUGGGCCGUGGCCGGGCGGAGCCGCGACAAGCUGCAGGCGGUGCUGGAGCGGGCGGCCGAGAGGCUGGGGAUGGCGGCGCUCGGCGCGGAGGUGGGCGUGCUGCUGUGCGACGUGGGCGACGAGGGCUCGCUGGCCGCCAUGGCGAGGCAGACCCGGCUGGUGCUCAACUGCGUGGGCCCGUAUAGAUUUUUUGGAGAACCUGUAGUAAAAGCUUGUGUUGAAAAUGGUGCAAGCUGCAUUGACAUCAGUGGAGAACCUCAGUUUCUGGAAGGAAUGUACCUGAAAUACAACGAAAAAGCUGCAGAAAAGGGAGUAUAUGUCAUUGGAAGCUGUGGCUUUGACUCUAUACCAGCAGAUAUGGGAGUACUGUACACCAGAGACAAGUUGAAAGGUACCUUAACGGCUGUUGAAAGUUUCUUGGCAGUAAAAUCUGGACCUGAGGGAUCAUGUAUACAUGAUGGGACCUGGAAGUCAGCUGUUUAUGGCCUUUCAGAUCAAGACAAUCUGAAGAAGCUUCGAAAACAGAUAGGAUAUACCCCUGUUCCAGUAGUCGGUGCAAAACUUAAAAGAAGAGGACUUGUGUUUUACAGUCAGGAAUUCAAAGAGUAUUCUGUUCCAUUCAUGGGAUCUGAUGUUUCUGUUGUGAAACGGUCUCAGCGUUAUUUGCACACACAGUUGCAGGAAACGCCUGUACAGUAUGCUGCUUAUGCAAAUGUAGGUGGUUUGGGCUCUGUUAUGAAGCUGAUGUUUGCUGGCAUUUUAUUUCUUCUUCUUGUGAAAUUUAGCUUUGGAAGAAAACUUCUGAUAAAAUACCCAGAGUUUUUCUCUGCUGGACGCUUUACAAGAAAAGGACCAACCCAGAAACAGAUGGAUGAAACCUCCUUUACAAUGACCUUUUUUGGUGAGGGAUACAGUGAGGGGCAAGAUCCCCAGAAAGGCAAACCAGAUGUAAAGAUCUGUACCCAAGUGAAAGGGCCAGAGCCUGGCUAUAUUGCUACACCAAUUGCAAUGGUUCAAGCAGCUGUGGCUCUGCUGGAAGAUGCAGCUUGUCUGCCUGCACAAGGUGGUGUAUAUUCUCCAGGAGCUGCCUUCUCUAAAACAAAACUGAUUGAUCGCCUCAACAAACGUGGUGUGGAGUUCUUGGUUAUUACCAAACCUGAAGUCUGAAGUCAAAGUUUGACUGCAUAAACUAACAUCUUGGUCUAAUUCCAAAAAAGCUCAUUUGGAUGUUAAUGCCUAAUUAUAAAAUAAUGAGUUUAAAUGUGCUGUUGUUUACAGCAGAAACAGAAGACAAAUUGAGUUAAGAAUAGUAAUAGUAGUUGCUAUAGUGAGUCAAACCAUAAAGGGUACUGAGUUUUAAUUCAUGAACAUACUAAGUCAGUGAUUAACCAAAAUUCUAGAACUGACACCUGAUCAAUCUCUUUCACCAUAAGUUGCAGAACGCAGCAUAAAUUUAAAAUUACUAAUGCCACUACUAUAAAAUUGACUUGACAAUUAACCACAGCCUUCUUCCAUCACCCCCAACUAUUUAAAGCAGGCAGGCCCUGGAUAACAAGUGCCUUAGCAGUUACUCCUCAUGCUUGUUUGGGAUAGGCACUGUUACUGUAGCGAUCUUAAUUUUAAAGCUUUAGCAUCCACAGUGAAACAAAAGUAGAGUUCUAAUUUUUAAGCGUUUGAGUGUUUUUUUUUCCCUGGGUUAUUUUAAAGAUCAACUGACGAUACUGCUGUCUUACAGUUUUUGACUUUCAGCCUUACUAGCUUUCCUUGAGUGAGCUUGAGAGAGAGAAAACAGAAGGAAGGGCUUGUCAGUAUGACCUCGUUGUAAUAUACAGCUAGUUAAAGACCCAGUGCAGUUUCAUCCUGUCAAGAGAACAAAUCAUUCUAGUAGAAUACAUUCAGUGUGCAAAGGAGCAUCAAGAAAACACAGUUGCAGUACAACUAUUCCAACAGAAUACUUGUCAAGGUAGUAACUGCAAGAAAUUAACCUGUUUGGUAUUCUGAACUGUGCUGAAACAAGCUCUGCAUUUGUCUGUAAAUAUUAAAUUACCUCUUGUAAGUCUAUACCUAGCCUUUGUAAUGUGGUCGAACAAUAACUGGCCUAGCAAAAAACCAUUUUUUUUCCUAUGUACAUAUAAAUACACACACACGUACGUAUGUACAUGUUAUCAGAACAGUUCUGGUAACUUGCAACUUGCUAAAAUCAGAGCACUGUUACAGAGGAGGCAUUUCAGAAAUGCUAUAGAUCAAAUCAGAUGUAAGAUCAAAAAUGAAUUCAAGUCGUGAUUUUUAAAGGACUGGUGAAUGGUAAACAAACAUGCUGCGGGAGUGGGUAAAACAUUUGCUUUGGCUAUGAUGUAUAUCCUGUGCUCAUUACAGAAUUUAAUGACAAACUUAGAACUUGCUUGUACUCAGCUGUAUUCUUAGAAGUGGCUCCUCAAGAUCUGCUACAUGCUAUGUAUUCCUGCUUCUUCUUAACUAUAACAGCAACAUCACUUUUAAGCUUGCAGAUCGUAGACUCCAGUUGUUUCCCAAAAUUGUUUAUCAGCUGUGACCGUCUCUCUGUAAAAAGACGUAGUAUCUGCAGAUUAUCUUCCUGCUAAAACAUAAUAAAAAGAAUGAGUUGGGAUCAA